GCUGGUGACAAAGGUGAAGGGUGAGCUUCACUGACAUUUUCAAUCAGCAGUCAGCAAUGUGCACCUGUCCAUCGUUACCUUCUCAGUCCGGGAUUGGCCACAGAACACUUCCUGUUUGACAUUUAACCAGUGCUCUGAGCUGAGAGGAGGAGAUAACAUUUCAGCUGGGAAGGAGAAUGGCUGCCUGGGGUUCUGCAAGUCUGCUGCUCCUCUUUUCAGUCUUCUGCUGGAAUGUUCAUUGUUUUCCUACUAAAAAAGGUUGGCGCCAGGAUAAUCCUUAUGGAGGCAGUUUCUCAAAUGUGGAGACGCGUCCUGGCCGCCAUAGUAGUUUAUCCCAAGUUGCUCCUGCUCAGCCUACCAAUAUGAACGAUCCUGCUGUCUCAUACUUCUAUGACCCAAUGGAGGGGGGAGAAUAUUACAGUUCCUAUCCAGCAAGCACUAGACCUGCUACAGAUCCCCCUGGUCAGGCUCCUGUUUUGGACCCUCUGGAAGAGUCUACAACUGGCCUCAGCGUGUCCAGAACAUCUCAGCCCAUACUGGACAUCAUUCGUCCCCCUCCUCCCCCUCCAUUUCAGGCAGGUGAGCUUGAGCAAUACGAAGAGAACUUUGAGGAUGGUAACUUUGAGAGGGAAACAGAAGAUCUAAAUGUGCCUCCUCCACCACUUCCUGUAUAUCCUAAAUCUGAAUACCAGGCUGGUGAGUUGAGUCAUUAUGAAUCCAUCUACGAGAACGGAAAUGAGGAGCGGGAAACGGAGGACCGCGUUUAUUUACCACCGCCUCCCUACGCGCUGUCAUCCAUCUCUGCUGCUGCUUCCACAUCUGAGGAGUACUUGCAGCCAGUUCCAGUACCAGAAGUGGAACCGCUUGGACCAAGCCAGCUUUACCUAUUCUUGACUGGUCGGCUUCCUCCUGGCACGCACUCUCACUUUCAGUCAGAAUAUGAAAGUGGAAGAAAUCACUGGAAUGAUGUCCACUAUGAGAGAUACCAGUUUCCCACUGCUCAAAGUCCAACCUCAGGCCCUCAGACAAGGGAAGAUCCAAGUGAAGACCUCUGGCAGGAAUACUAAAGAGGACUGCUCUUACAAACAAGAGCAGGUGUAAAGACUGCUCUACUGGUUCCUGCAAUUUAAUAUGUUGACAUCUGUUCAAUUUUUCAAAUAAAUGCUGAAAGUAUCA
Molecule: messenger RNA, 1176 nt
Organism: Paralichthys olivaceus (Japanese flounder)
Lineage: Eukaryota; Metazoa; Chordata; Actinopteri; Pleuronectiformes; Paralichthyidae
Source: RefSeq, a predicted model, not a curated record